UAUACGAGUAAAUGAGUAACCAACUGCAGGUUAGUGUAGUUCGACAUGGUUGCGAAGCAAUUUUACUUUCUCUGUGCGUUGCUCUGCCUAGUGACGGCGAAGAAGAUGCCCGCUCACUUUGUGGACACUUGGAACACAAUGGUGGCGCCAUUCCGCCGUGAAUGUGCAGUUGACUUGGAUAUUGACAUAGAGACGGCGAAGAACUUGUUUGCCACGGCCCAUUUGAUUAAUGAUAGGAACUACCACUGCUACGCGAGGUGCAUUUACACUAAAUUGAAGAUGAUAUCGUUAGAGGGCGUUUUUAAUCCCAAGGUCAUCGUGGAAAAAAUACCAUUCUUUUCCAAGGCACUGAUUGCAAAGUGCAUAGCCGCUACGGAAGAUGAAUAUGAUACCUGUACGAAAUCCUAUAUUAUAUCAAAAUGUAUUAUAAAGCACGUAGCUGUAGAUUGAUAAAUUUCCCAUUCGUUAUUUACACACAAAUGAAUAGAAAGUGUGGAAUUGAC
Messenger RNA from Photinus pyralis (common eastern firefly), 503 nucleotides. RefSeq lists its product as uncharacterized. The record is from RefSeq and is a predicted model, not a curated record. NCBI's taxonomy places the organism in Eukaryota, Metazoa, Arthropoda, Insecta, Coleoptera, Lampyridae. Bases 46 to 450 code for a protein of 134 amino acids. The transcript is spliced from 2 exons. Gene Ontology annotation, molecular function: odorant binding.